CAACAAGUUUAGAGGGUGAGAGAGACGAGCUCGCGACCACAACGCUCAACAUCAAAGCGCCGCGAUGAUUCGACCGGACCGCGGAGCCGCCGCGUGACGAUACCGAUACCGGAGGACAACCGGCCGAUGGUUCGCACGAGCCGCUCCAGCGCUCUGUCGGCGUGUCGUCUGCAGCCCAUCAUGCCGAUGGACAUGGCUCUGCCUCUGUGCCUGCCCACCGAGGAGUUCGUCUACAGGACGCGUCCUCAAACAUUCAAACCUGCUCUGAGCUCCUGCCUGAGGUUCCCGCCGCCCUGCGUGGACCAGACGCCGCCCGCCGACGGGCCGCCCCCCAGGAGAGACUCCGGGAAAGCCAAGAAGCAGGUGACGUUCGCCGACCACCGCGGCCUGUCUCUGACCAAAGUCAAGGUCUUCUCGCAGUUCAGCGACCCCAUCGACGUCCCCGUCAACAUCCAGGUCACGCUCAGCUCGGCGCCGUCUCUGCCGGCCGAGGAGGACAAGCUGGUGCUGGACUUCACGCAGCCGUCCUCGGACUACCUGCACUUCCGCCAGAGCCUGGAGACGAACCUGGUGUGUCUGGAGCACUGCAUGCUGAAGGAGAAGGCGUUGGCGGGAACCGUCAAGGUCAAAAACGUGUCCUUCGAGAAGUCGGUGAAGCUGCGGGUGACGUUCGACAGCUGGAGGAGCCACUCGGACGUGGACUGCGAGUACGUGAAGAACACGUACCCCAGCUCGUACAGCGACACCUUCUCCUUCACCGUGCCUCUGCCCGAGCAGCUACCGCCGCACGAACGCGUCGAGUUCGCCGUCUGUUACGAGGUGGACGGGCGCGAGCACUGGGACAGCAACCAGGGGAGCAACUACCGCAUCGUGUGGUCGUCCACGAGGAGGAGCCAGCAGGACGCCUGCAGACGCCACACGGACUCCUUCGACUUCGGGAUUCAUUUCGACCGCUACGGCAGCCCCACCUGCUCGCACGGGAUCUUCCCAGACUGGCCGAGCUACGCGGGGUACGAGAACAGCGGCCCGUACUACUAAACAGGAAGCGCGCGGCGUUCAGUGACGUCGCACGCCUGCUGACUCGACGACUUUUAGAAAAGUCUGCUGCUAUGAGUGAAAACGUGGAUGAACGUGAACGAUUUCUGAGCGUCAGUGAUUUUAUCUUCGUGUCCGAGGUUACAGCUGCACGUUUCCGCCGCUGAAGCUGCUGCAGCCAAUUUAACGAGUGCUGCGUCCAGACGUCUGUCAGGAGCUAUUUCGACCUUUGAAACCAGAGAAAAUGAGUUUGAUUUCUUUCCCAAAACAAAGAUGUCUCACAAACUGCACGAAAGGGUGACAAAAAAUGACCUAAAGACUAGUUUUGAAAAAAAGGGGAAAUAAAAAAUUU
Molecule: messenger RNA, 1387 nt
Organism: Plectropomus leopardus (leopard coralgrouper)
Lineage: Eukaryota; Metazoa; Chordata; Actinopteri; Perciformes; Serranidae
Gene: ppp1r3b
Product: protein phosphatase 1, regulatory subunit 3B
Biological process (GO): regulation of glycogen biosynthetic process
Cellular component (GO): protein phosphatase type 1 complex
Molecular function (GO): protein phosphatase 1 binding; glycogen binding
Source: RefSeq, a predicted model, not a curated record